This is a messenger RNA of Acanthosepion pharaonis, 945 nucleotides long. The record is from the annotation of a GenBank genome assembly. NCBI's taxonomy places the organism in Eukaryota, Metazoa, Mollusca, Cephalopoda, Sepiida, Sepiidae.
AUGAGCCUGAAGAUUAAAGGAUUUAGAGAAGCAUACAGCUGUUAUGGUCGAGUGAGUUCGUUAAAUGGAGAACCUGAACCUGGCGUUGUGGUAGAAGCGAUCAGUGUAUCUGGUGAUGUCAAAUAUCAGGAAGAGAGCAAAACAGAACAGGAUGGCACUUAUAGAAUCAGAGGGCUACAGCCUUCUGUCACCUAUCAGAUUCAACUUAAAAAGGUAGAGAACAGUCACCUGGAAAGGUCAGCUCCAAAAUUCCGUUUGUUGAAGGUGGAAAAUACUGACUUGACAAAUGUGAAUAUCAUUGCUUUCCGUCGGAUGAACCAGAUGGAUGUCAGUGGAAAUGUGAUAACACCUCCUGAUAUUCUUCCUACUCUAAAGGUUGUUCUGUAUAAAGAAGACAGUCCAGAUUCUCCAACUCACAGCAUUUCACUAGGAACCACAAGUUUUUUUUAUUUGCCAUCUCUACCAACUGAUGACCAAGAGUUCAACCUUCGAUUGGAAAGUUCCCUCUCGUAUUCAAAGUAUGACUACAUCUUGCCUGAAUAUAGUUUUGUGGCCAACACAGCUUACAAACAUGUCACUUUUAAAUUUGAACCAAAGAGACUGGUUGAUCAAGACUUUAAUCAAAGUUCCUUCCUGUCUUUACCACUGGCUCUUUUAGUUCUUGGAGCAGCAUAUACAGUUUAUAAAUACAGAAACAAUUAUGGAAAGCGCCGCAUGGUGGAUCAAGAUCUGCUAUCGUUCCUGAUGCUGCCUUUCGCCAUGUUAGUGACGGGAUAUAAAUACAUAUCGAAUAUAUUCCGAAACAAUUAUGGCAAGAUUGUUCCCUUAAAUACCCGGGAUGUGUUUUCACAGCCUGCCUCAGACAGUAGCAACCAGUCCAUUGCAGAAUCUUUGUUACCUGAUACUGGUUCUGGCAAAAGGAAAAUUAAAGUGCGAAAGACUUAA